AUGGCUUCUCCGUUAGAAAAGCUGCCACCGGUGAUAGAUCCCUCCUUUGUCAAGAUCGGCCCUUCGAUCUGGCUACGUGAUUUCCGUACGCCGGUGGACGGGGAAACCAACAAUUAUGGCACCACGCCUGUUGUCACGGCUUCAUCUCGCUUGACCAUCGUCAUUCUUUUCUGGAUGGAUGCUCAGCUCCGCUAUGCGAGCAAAUACGUCUCGGAAUAUACCAAGCUCGCACCCAAUGCGCGGAUAAUUUUUGUUCUCACAUCUUCCUCCGAUCUAUUCUUCAACGCUUCAGAGGCUGCUCAAAUGCGGCGUGUUCAGCCGGCGGUGGAUGUCUUGCUAUCUCCAAGCACUUCUUCCUCAGCUCUUGGAAUGUCUCCCGAUGACCAGCUGUACCUCCAUCUCUUCUCGAACGGUGGGUCCGUUACCCUUCGAAGCAUAGCACUCGCAUACCGCAAGGCAACCAACAAGCCGCUUCCACUGAAAUCGCUCAUAAUGGACAGUUGCCCUGGCAAGUCCAGUUUGUCGGGAGCUCACCGAGCGAUCUCGUACGGCCUUCCGAAGUCCUUUCUUCCUCGCUUUUUUGCAGGAAUAUUUGUUUGGGUUGGGUUAUUGUGUGGAUUCGCCUACUGCCGGUUGCUUGGACUGGAAUAUCCUACUGAGCUGGCCUGGAGGGCAUCGACUGAUUCUAAACUCAUUGAUAGCCGGGUGAAACGAUGUUACGUUUAUUCGGAGCUGGACGACUUGAUCUCCUGGAAAGACGUUGAGGAACAUUCGUAUGAAGCCGCAAGCGAGAAUUAUCAUGUCGAAAGAGAGAAAUUCACGGGGUCUCCUCACGUUGGCCACAUGAGACUUGAUCCGCUUCGUUACUGGAGUAUUGUGGCCCGUUAUUUGGCCAUUGCAGUGGAGUAA
Molecule: messenger RNA, 909 nt
Organism: Arthroderma uncinatum
Lineage: Eukaryota; Fungi; Ascomycota; Eurotiomycetes; Onygenales; Arthrodermataceae
Product: DUF829 domain protein (PaxU)
Exons: 1
Coding region: 1-909 (302 amino acids)
Source: RefSeq, a predicted model, not a curated record